AUGCCCGCGCCGAAGCGCGCCGGCUCGGUGACGCGCAAGCGGCCGUCCGGGAAGGCCGCCGCCGGGGCGUCGCCAACGCGCAGUCCCUCGAGCCUCAAACAGCGGGAGAGAGCCCUGGAAGCAAAGGAGUCCAGCAAGGGCCGCACCGGCAAGCUCGGGGCGAAAAAAGCGAGUAGAAAGGCCUCGAGCAACCUCCGCGGCGCGACGGGGUAUGAGAGCGACGCUCCAGCGACGCGCAACUCGGCCGCCGGGACCCCCGACGUCCCCAACAGCUACGACUCCGACGCGGGGGGCCUCAGUCCGAGCAGGUCCGCGUCCAUGACGCUCCCAGCCCGCUCCUCUUCGUCGACCAAACUGUCGAAGAAGGGUUCGUCCAGGAAAGCAGGGCCGACGUCGUCGCGGACGUCCCUGGCGGCCACGGGCGCGCUCGACGCGCCGGCUGCGGGGAAGGCGGGGUCGUCGCGCAAGCUGAAGAAGGCGUCGUCGUCGUCGAAGCGGCCGCUGGCGGCCACGGCGCCGGCGGGCGCGCUGCCGGGCGUCGAGUGGGGGGACGCGAAGAAGGCGCCGGAGGAGAAGAAGAAGGGCGCGAAGAAGAAGAAGGCCGAGGGCGCCGAGGGCGGCGGGAAGAAGAAGAAGGGCGCGAAGGGCAGCAAAGCUCGCACAGCGCCAGACGGGUUCCAGCUGACGCCGGAGGAGCAGGAGUACGUCCGGACGCGGAGCGUGGAGGUCGGGGCGGAGGAGGCUCUGUCGGCGGCGGUGGAGGCGGCGGCGUGGGCGGCUGCGGAGGAGGAGGUGGAGAGGUUGGCGGCGGUGGCGGGGCUGGUGCGGCCGCUCGUAGAGGCGGUCGUGGAGGCGGACCGGGCGGAGCGGGCGGAGCGCGAGGCCGCGAUCCAGGUGCUGCUGGAGUCGGCGCUGCGGUACGCCGAGGAGAAGGCUGCGGAGCGCGCGGAGGCGACGGCGACGCUGCAGAUGUUUGCGCGCAUCAAGGAGGAGCGCGACGUCGACGUGGGGUCCGCGGACGCCCUGGAGGACAUGCUCGACGAGCUCAUCCCCGCGAUCGAGGAGGAGCAGCGGCACGCCGCGACGGUGGUGCAGACGCGCUUCCGGGGGUACGACGCUCGCAAGAAGUACCUGCGGUUCCUCGGGGCGCGCGCGGUGCAGUGCGCGGUGCGGUGCUUCGUGGCGCGGCGGACGCUGCGGCACCUGCGGCGCACCGCGGCCGCCACGACGAUUCAGCGCUACUGGCGCGGGUUUGAGGGGCGGCGGUACGCGGCGGCGAUUCGGGAGAUCGAGAACGCGCGGCGGCGGGAGGAGGCGACGCGGACGAUACAGCGGUGCUGGAGGGGGCACUUGGGGCGGAAGGAGGCGGCGGCGCUGCGCGGGGAGGCGUGCUGCAGGAAUUGUGGGCGCGUGGCGCUGGGGUCGAUCGUGCUGUGCGACUCGUGCAACGACGCGUACCACGAGAAGUGCGUCGGAGGACGGCUGCACGGGAGGUGGCAGUGUCCGAAGUGCAGCCUUAUCCCGACGCGGGACCUGACAAUCGUGAAACCCCCCCCUCGCCCGCGCACGGGCGGGGGCUGGAACCUCCCCGGGGCCCCGACGAAGCGCACGCACGCUCAGUCCCCCGUGACGAACAUCGCGUACAUCCACGGAACCCCCCCCCGCGACCACGACCCGUCUGACGCGGAGGACUCUGAGGAUGACGUCAGGCCGCCGCAACGCCAACCCUCCCGCAAGGCCUCGUGGCUCAGGCUGCGCGACACCCCGGACGUCGACGACUCCGCCAUGGAGCGCGUCCUCGCCGACCGCGAGCGCGCACGAAACACCCCCAAUCUUGCUUUUUCCGACACAUACCCCCGGGGGAGUGACCCGCGCCAGCCGCCGCUGACGGCCCCGCCGCAGCAGCCCGCGGGGCCGGACCUCUCCGGCAACGCCGCGAUCCCGAACCCGUGGACGGCGGACGCGGAGCGCUGGGUCGCGGACGAUGUCGGGGCCGCGCAGCCUGCGGUGGAGCCAGACGCCAAGCCGGCGACGCCGCAGCGGCCGGGAUCGCGCGAUGCGAGGGACAGCUUGAAGAUCACGAAGAUCGUGGAGCGCUCGCAGCGGAUGAAGGACGCGCGGCAGAAGGUGGCCUUCGGGGUGAUGCUGGCGCAGCAGGCCGAGGCGCAGACGGCGUCGUUGAAGCUCGAGACGUCCGGGCACGUCGCGGCCGCGUCCGCGGCGCGCCGGGCGCCGCACGGGGCGGCGCCGCGCGGCCCCGCGAUGCUGUCGCGGCCGCUGCGGCUGCAGGCGCGCGUUCAGAGCGAGGCCAACCCGCUGCUGCGCGCGGCGCAGAAGACGGCGGCGCUGCGGGCCGCGCUGCUCGAGGACCUCGGCGCGGUGGCGAGCUCGCGGCCGCUGUCGGCGUUCCGGCCGCGGGAAGGUCCCCCGCCCGUGGCGCAGCUCGCGGGCAUUCUGGAAGCUCAGGACUCGCAGGGCUCGUUCCACGUGGACGGGAUGGUCGACGGGCUGCUGGCGGACUUCAGCGAAGACGACCUGGGGCUGCCGUCGACUGCGGACAACUCCCUGCGGCCGAUGGACGCUCUGUCGGACGCAGCGUCGCGCGAGGAGCACCUGCCGCCGAUCGGCGCGUGA
This is a messenger RNA of Pedinophyceae sp. YPF-701, 2634 nucleotides long. Lineage: Eukaryota; Viridiplantae; Chlorophyta; Pedinophyceae. The record is from the annotation of a GenBank genome assembly.